AUCGCCUAGACAGUGCGGUGAGAACCGCCCCUGCGCGCCACAGGAUAACCGGAGCUGCGGAGCCGACGUUACCUCCACCCACUGGGCCGCGGCGUCCCCUUCGGCGGGGCGUACUUGCAGCCGGGCGUGCAGGCACUGCUGCAGGAGGGCCCGGGCCUGAGGUGGCCGGCCACUUUCAGCCAUGGCUCAGGCCCGCGCGGAUAUCCCCCAGGUUCCAGCCACGCGCCACAAAGGCCCGCCCCCGGCGCUCAGGGAGCAUUGGACAGGGCGCGACGCGGCGGAGUUCUCUGGUGCUGAGAGUGAGACCCUAAAACAAAGAAGAACACAAAUCAUGUCUCGAGGACUUCCAAAGCAGAAACCAAUAGACGGUGUUAAACAAGUUAUAGUUGUGGCUUCUGGAAAGGGUGGAGUUGGAAAGUCUACUACAGCAGUGAACCUUGCACUUGCUUUAUCAGCGAAUGAUUCGGUUUCACAAAUUCACACUGUUCUGCAGUCUCACAAAAGUCCUUCAAAGGCCGUUGGUUUGCUAGAUGUGGAUGUGUAUGGCCCUUCUAUUCCGAAGAUGAUGAAUCUGAAAGGAGACCCAGAAUUAUCACAGAGUAACUUAAUGCGGCCUCUUUUGAAUUAUGGUAUUGCUUGUAUGUCCAUGGGCUUCCUGAUUGAAGAGACUGCACCCAUUGUUUGGAGAGGCCUUAUGGUAAUGUCAGCCAUUGAGAAACUGUUGAGGCAGGUAGAUUGGGGUCAACUGGACUAUUUAGUUGUUGACAUGCCACCAGGAACUGGAGAUGUGCAGUUAUCAGUCUCACAGAAUAUUCCUAUUUCAGGAGCUGUGAUUAUCUCCACGCCCCAGGACAUUGCAUUGAUGGAUGCACGUAAGGGAGCUGAGAUGUUUCGAAAAGUCCACGUGCCUGUUCUGGGCCUUGUCCAAAAUAUGAGUGUUUUCCAGUGUCCAAAAUGUAAACACAAAACUCAUAUUUUUGGUGCUGAUGGUGCAAGGAGACUAGCACGGACCCUUGAUCUUGAUAUUCUAGGAGACAUUCCCUUACAUCUUAAUAUACGGGAAGCUUCAGAUACAGGCCAGCCGAUUGUGUUUUCACAGCCUGAAAGUGAUGAGGCCAGAGCCUACCUGAGGAUUGCUACCGAAGUGGUAAGAAGAUUGCCACCACCUCCAGAGUGAUUCCCCAAGUGUCUUGGAAAUCCGCCUGGUGCUUGACAGUAAGACCUUUGGAAAUCAGCAGUGUGGUGGUGAAAUCUACAGAAAUAAUAGCAAUCAUAGUUGUUUUCUUGUAUUUCUAAAGAAAUAAUGUCUUAUCUUCAAAUUUGAUUUCCUAAACAAUGAUUUAACAAAGUUUUUACAUACCGAUGCUUACUGCUACAUUUAGGAAUUGUAUUGCAAGCUGUUGUGUACCAGCUUCACAGAACUGCAUUUUAUUUUAUUGAACUACCCCUUAAGGAAUCACGAGUUUAUAUUACAAGCCCAACCUUCAGUUCAGGAGAGAACUGUGAUCUUUUUGCAGGACUACAGAGUUAAAGAAUUUACUGAAUGGCCAACUUGUGAAGUUCAAAAACAACAACAAAAUACUGGAGAGUUUCAAUUUUGCUUAGGAUGGAGAAGACUGGAAAGAACAUCGUACCCACCCUUACAAUAAGAAAAAACUGUAUGAUCUACAAAAUCAUAACUUUUAAUUAAACUGACCAGAGAACCUAAGUUACAGUGCAACGUAGUAGCCUGAAAUGUAAGGAAAGACAGAGCCCUCCAAGGAGAGACAGGGUGUAAGGAUUUCCCCAUCUUUGGCAGAGCACAAACGAAAGACAUCAAGCUCCCUACAAACAGAUGGAAGACUAUACAGAUACAUUGUAAACCACCAUGAGAAUGUGCUAUUAGGCUGUCUUUUCGGAUGAAGAGCCUUGUUAAAUAAAUUGUGGAACAUCCCUAUAGUGGAGUAUCAUGCAGCUUAUGAAAGAGAAUAAAGGCACCUCCAUAUGUUCUGAAAUGGAAUGAUCCCUGGGUUAUGUUGUUAAAAAGUACGUGGAAAGCUACAACCUGCAUUAAAACAUACACACAUGCAUACGUGUUUGUGCAUGUAUGUGUCAGCUAUCUCUGUCAGAUGAGCUUACCUGUUACAACACAGUGGAAUCGUGGAUUUUGAGCAUGAACCACCUCAACUUGCUGCUCUGCUCCCUGUCUGAACCACCUGAACGAUCUUGGCUUGCCCAAUAACAGAAUCCUGGGAGCAGGCCAUAUGACCUUUAGAGUUUCCCGCAAUCUGGCAUCAUCCAGUCCAUUCAGAGCCUGAAUAGAACAAAAAGGCAGAGGAAGGACAACUUUGCUCUCUGCUUAAGCUGAGACACCCAUCUUCUCCUGCCCUCAGACGUUGGAGCUCCUGAUUCGUAGGCUUUGGGACUCAGACUCGGACUUAUACCAUCGGUCCCCAGAUUCUCAGGCCUUCAGACUCACGCUGGGUUAUACCACUGGCUUUUCUGUUCUCCAGCUUGCAGAUGGCAGAUCGUGGGACUUCUCGGCCUCCACAAUCUCAUUCUUCUGUGGUGUCAGCGUUUUGAAUUCCAACAAAAUUCAACAUUUCUGGGUAUUGCGUGCUAAAUGAGAAGGAUUCUCUCUUGGGCCCUGGGAAUGUAAAAGAUGAAUCAGACAUGUUCUCUGCUUUUGAGGCUCACAGCUGUGCCUGGGAGACUGACUCUUGGAAAACCAGGAUGUAAAAUAAUAAACACCACCAUAGAGGUAUGUUUACGUGCUAUCGGAAUCAGGAAAAGGGGUAGCUGAUUUCACCCAGGCAUAGGGGUAUGGUGGUGGUGAGAGAAGGCGGAGACUGGCAGCUCCAGGGAAAGCUUCAGAGAAAAGGGGUCAGGUGAGUGGGCCUUAAGGAGAAAUGGGCAUUUGCCAGGUGGUGAUGAGGUGGGGAACAGAAUUCCUAGGAGAGAACAGCAUAUACGUGGUCACAAAAGUGUGAAAGAGAAUGGAGAAAAUGCAGCGUGUUGAGGCCUUAGUGGAAGGAUGGUGGAGGGGACGGUAUCAGCAUCUAGAAGGCCUGAUAUACCAGGCUAAGAAGUUGGAGCUUAACUCACAGGUAGAAAGAAAGCAAUUUAGAUUUUUAAGCAGGAAAGUAAAAUAAUCAGAUUUAUAUGGGGACAGAACUCUAAUGGCAGUAUGGAAGAUGGAUAAAUGUAGACAAACUUCAACCAGGGAUACCAGUUAAGUGAAUUGACUGAAUACUUCACUAUUAAGCUUUCAUUCAUAAGAUUUGAGAAACCAAGUUAAUCCACAGCAAAUUGAAGGCAGAUAAUACAUUUGAAGAUUUUCACCAGGGAAAAUGUUCAUGACUUGUCCUAUUUUCAUACUCUGAGUGCUGGCUCCAACCACAGUUUCUUCCUUUCUAUACAAGGAAGCAUGAAACAUUUUCUUACACCAGGACACCAUGUUUGUAUGAUAUAUUCCCACUGCCAAAGACAUAGAUGAUUGAGUCAGAGAUUCACUGUAGGCACCAUAAAGAGCCAUUGAUAGCCUAGGUGGACUGGCUCUGGGUUCUGACCAGUGAUGGGUGCCCUUUAUUGGGUAAGGGCUACCCAACAGAUCCUCUCAGGGUGUAUGAACACAGACAUAGACAGAGGCUUGCAGAAAACACAAUGGUAAAGAAGCCAAGAUACAUAGAGAACAGCUCACACAAGUAGUGAGGAAGAAGAAACCAGGAGGUGCUGAGAAGAACAGAGAGACCAUCAGAAGCAGCAGGAAAGAAAGAUGCGGGACCAGUGAGGAGGUGAGUCUUGUGGGUGGGGCAGCCAAAGUCCCUCCUGAGAGGUACUCCUGAGCUUCCAGGAAUACUGCCCCCAAUUCGAGUCCUUUUCAUCACCUAUGUGAUGUUCUAGCUCAGGUUUUUUCCUGCUGUUUCUUGUUUCCUUGUAUCUCUUUAAAAAAUUCAAAUUAACUGAAAAAACUUGUAUAUGUCUCUGUUUCUUUCAAACCGAAGGAAACUUUCACAUCUCACUGAGUGAGAUGGUGGCAUUUCUUCACAGUUCAUAAUGCAAACACCGUUUGCUGAUGGCUCACUAAGUGCUGGGCACUGUGACGGGAGUUGUGCGUGCAUGAUCUUGCUUGAACCCCAUGACAAAUCUGUGAGACAGAUUCUUCCAUUAUCCCCAUUUUACAGAGGAGGAAAGCAUCUCAAAGGUGACAUAACGUGCCCCUGUCUACAUGGCUAGUGAGUGGUAGAACUGGGGCCUGGAUUCAGGUCCGUUGGGCUCUAGAACUGGCAUUCUUGACAACUGUACCUUUGUGGCAGAGAUGGCUGGCUGCUCCCGCCAAUUUAUAUUCCACAUUUCCUAACCUCCUUGUCCGGGGGCGGGAGCCAUGUGACUCGUUCUUGCCAGUGGAGUAUGAACUUUGGUUUUGAGUGUCACCUGUGGGCAGAGAGAGCCUUCUGCACACUCUCCUCUUCUGCCAGCUGAAUGCAGAUGACAGACGGGGCUCCAGGGAACAACAGAGCCACGGUGUGGAAGAGCCCAGGUCCCUAAGUCAUAAUAUGGAAGAAAAUUGCUGAACUGAAACCCUUGUAUUGUAUUAUUGCAUAAGCAGGAAAUAAACUGAGACUUUGGGGUCUGUUUGUUUCCACAGUCUAACAGCCACACUGCCUCGCCUUCUUGCCUUAGGGGUCAAGAGCAGGGCAGUAAGCUUAAAGCUUGAACCUCUCGUGCCCUGGUAGGUUAACCAGCGUUGCUAAAGGAGCAUGGUAACCACCUCAGAUUGCACUGCUUUCCCACACCAAGAGUAGCUCCCUCUUUUUAUUCAGCAUAACAGGAAAACCAGAAGGUGUCAAAAACACAGAGUAUGUUUUUAAACACAUUGUUCUUAUGACUUCUCAAAAUCCUUGAAAACUCAGGAAGAAAAAAACAACAGGGCUUUGAGCCUUGGAGCACCUCUCAUCUUUCAGAGGCCUCCACUCUAGUCCAACUUAUAUUUAGAUGUCACUCCCUCUUUUACACUUCCGCCUGCUAGAUCGCAGCCACCUUUGGUGUGAAACCUGGCUCACAAGAGACGACACAGCUCUUUUCGAUAGUAAGCAAAAGAGUACCGGACCUUGGGGACUU
Molecule: messenger RNA, 5100 nt
Organism: Delphinapterus leucas (beluga whale)
Lineage: Eukaryota; Metazoa; Chordata; Mammalia; Artiodactyla; Monodontidae
Source: RefSeq, a predicted model, not a curated record